AUGGCCGACCCUUACUCAAAUUUCUUCACAGGUUGGGUCAAGUUCAACAACAGUCCUCUUCACCAUUACCCAUCUUCUCCACCACAACUGCCUUAUAAUCACAACUUUUACACAAAUACCUUCCCUAUCACCCAAACCCAACCUUACUUUCACUAUCAUCAGAACCCACCUCCUUCUCCUCCGCUCAAAGAAGCCCUACCCCUUUUAAGGUUAAGUCCAACAAGGCAUGAAAAAGAGCAAGACCGACAACAACAGGAAGAAGAAGAAGAAGAAGUAGAAAUUCAAGAACUAAGUUGCAGUGCUAUGGAUGUGGACAAGAUCAACUACAAAGCCAAAGAUCAAGAAAUUAGCUUCUUUUCUAGUUGUGGUGCUAAAAACAAAGAAGAUGAGGAGUCUGUUACUGUUGCACUACAUAUUGGGCUGCCAAGCCCUAGUGCCGCAGAGAUGGCGACUGUGCUAUCUUCUUCCUCAGAGAUCACUGACAAAGAUGUAGAUGGAGACGAAUCUGUGUACCCUAUUAGCAGGCUUAAUAAGGGUCAGUAUUGGAUCCCUACUCCUUCUCAGAUUUUGAUAGGCCCAACUCAGUUCUCAUGUCCUGUUUGCUGCAAAACCUUCAACAGAUAUAACAACAUGCAGAUGCAUAUGUGGGGGCAUGGAUCUCAGUACAGAAAAGGGCCUGAAUCUCUAAGAGGAACUCAACCAACAGGAAUGCUAAGGCUUCCUUGCUAUUGUUGUGCCCCAGGAUGCAAAAACAACAUUGAUCAUCCAAGAGCAAAACCUCUUAAAGAUUUUAGAACCCUUCAAACACAUUACAAGAGGAAGCAUGGAAUUAAGCCCUUCAUGUGUAGAAAAUGUGGCAAGGCUUUUGCUGUGAGAGGAGAUUGGAGAACUCAUGAAAAGAAUUGUGGUAAGCUUUGGUACUGCAUUUGUGGGUCGGACUUUAAGCACAAGAGAUCACUUAAAGACCACAUAAAGGCUUUUGGGAAUGGCCAUGCAGCUUAUGGCAUGGAUGGAUUCGAAGAAGAAGAUGAACCUUCAUCUGAAGUAGAGCAAGAUAACGAGUCCAUGCAAUGA
Dovyalis caffra is the source of this 1074-nucleotide messenger RNA. Lineage: Eukaryota; Viridiplantae; Streptophyta; Magnoliopsida; Malpighiales; Salicaceae. The record is from the annotation of a GenBank genome assembly.